Messenger RNA from Aspergillus pseudoviridinutans, 756 nucleotides. Its product is annotated as GPI anchored serine-threonine rich protein. Bases 1 to 756 code for a protein of 251 amino acids. The transcript has a single exon. The record is from RefSeq and is a predicted model, not a curated record. Lineage: Eukaryota; Fungi; Ascomycota; Eurotiomycetes; Eurotiales; Aspergillaceae.
AUGCGUUUCUUCACCGUUGCUAUCUCUGCCCUUGUGGCCAUGGCUUCCGCCUACACCCAGCCCGACUACUCCAAGCCUCCUCAGGGCAAUGCCAUCCUGAAGCCCGGUCUGAACGAGCAGGUUCCUGUCGGCAACCCCUACACCAUUACGUGGGAUCCCACCACUCAGGGCCCCGUCUCUCUGGUCCUCCUGCGCGGCCCCAGCACCAACGUCGUUCCCCUCUCUACCAUCGCUGAGGCGAUCCCUAACACUGGUUCCUACUCCUGGACCCCCAGCACCGAGCUCGAGAACGAUGUCACCCACUACGGUCUCCUCCUUGUUGUCGAGGGUACUGGUCAGUACCAGUGGUCGACCCAGUUCGGUAUCUCCAACCCCGACAAGGCUGUCGAGUCUUCUUCCGCCAGUGUGGCCCCGACAACCCCCGCCGCUUCCAGGAUCGAAACCCCCACUCCUGCUCCUGCUAGCUCCGAUGUCACCGUCAUCGCCACUGAGACCACCACUUGGUGCCCCGAGAGCGAGUCUACCGUCAAGCCCACCACGAUCCCCGUUGUCGUCCCCACUGGCGGUCCUUCCAUCCCCUCCGGCUCGCCUACUCCUUCUGCCCACGCCAGCAGCACUCUGGUCAGCAAGCCCCACGGCUCCAGCACCCCCUCUGCCACCACUCCGGCUCCUAGCCUCUUCACCGGUGCUGCUGACCGCACCGCUAUCAGCUUCGGUGCUGUUGCCGCUGGUGUUCUCGCCGUCCUCGCCUUUUAA